Polyodon spathula (Mississippi paddlefish) is the source of this 1976-nucleotide messenger RNA. Its product is annotated as WW domain-binding protein 2-like. The record is from RefSeq and is a predicted model, not a curated record. Gene Ontology annotation, biological process: positive regulation of DNA-templated transcription. The transcript is spliced from 7 exons. The coding region runs from base 95 to 889 and encodes 264 amino acids. Gene Ontology annotation, cellular component: nucleus. Lineage: Eukaryota; Metazoa; Chordata; Actinopteri; Acipenseriformes; Polyodontidae. Gene Ontology annotation, molecular function: transcription coactivator activity; chromatin DNA binding.
ACUCCUAAUACAGUGAUAGGCAAGGGAAAAUUGAAGAAAAUCCAAUAAAGAUAAACUACUGUGAACAUUGGUAGUAUUAACCACUAGCGGCGCCAUGGCACUCAAUAAGAACAAUUCUGAGUGCGGUGGAGUUAUUAUCAACAACAGUGAAAGCAUUUUGAUGACAUACGACCAUGUGGAGCUGUCCUUCUGUGAAUCUAAAAACAUGCCUGAAGCUUUCAAAGGGACCAUCAAAGGAAUAAUUUACAUGACCCCUUACAGGGUCAUUUUCCAGAGCAAAGGCAAAUACCCCCUACAUUCCUUCAUGAUGCCCUUCUACCUGAUGAAAGGCUGUGAGGUGAAGCAGCCAGUGCUUGGAGUCAAUUACAUCAAAGGGACUGUGAGUGCAGAGCCUACAGGAGGUUGGGAGGGCUCUGUUACCUUUAAAUUAAUCUUCUCAGCAGGGGGUGCUAUUGAGUUUGGACAGUACAUGUUGCAAGUGGCAUCACAAGCUUCCCGGGGCCAGACCCCCUGCGGUGCCUACAUGCCUAAUGAAGCCUAUGCCUACCCUCCACCCGCUGCCAAUGGGUUGUUUGCAGGCCCUCCACCAGACUACCCCUGCCACCCUCCUUCAGCUGGUUUUUACCUUGCACCCCCGCCUAUGGAUGGAACUAUGCCCUACAUUCCCCCACCCCCCUACUCUGAAUCACUGAAACAGCCCCCACUGAAUGAAAACCUCCCCAACACUACAGCAGGACCAGCCUCCUCCAUACUCCCCUCCAAUGGACAAGAAGAAUCAGUAAACCGAAAGGACUGCUGUUCCACCACUCAUUCUAGCAUUUCUUCACCCUCUCCCUAUUGGCUGAGCUUGGCUGAGAGGUAUUCCAUGAAACCCGCAGUCUCUGUUUAGAGGGUCCGUAACAUGUCUGCUGCUGAUAAGAAUGUAGACCACUUGUUUCUAGAUCACUCUAGCAUGGAUUAGUUCAUGGAAAAAUAGAUUUGCUAACAGAACAGAACGUGGCUCUAUUGGAGUAGUAUUCACGGAUAUGUCACAGUUUUAAUUGUUGAAUGAAGUUAAGGUGUGCCGAUACUCAUAUUUUCUGAGUAACUGCCUUAAAUAAGUAUUUGUCAGCAGACUUUAAAUAAAUCCAUUCAUUUAAAGUGUUGAUUUCAAAACAAAAAAAGCUGAAUUUUCAUCACUUUUACAAUUGAGUACCAGCAAAUGGCAAUUCACUUCGGCGUUGAGUGCUUUAAAAGCAGAUUGGAAGCGAAUUUUACUCUCACCCGGGGCGCUGACGUUUUUACUGCCAUGCCGAGGCCAUAAACUCAGAAUUUAAAUAUUAGCAAAUAGAACGUAUUCGUCAUGUAAACAUGACUGUUCUUUAACCCUAACUCAAGGGCUUCCGCUGUGGAAACUGGGAUUUGUAUUUCUUUGUCGAGAUUACAUCUUGCUCAGGACUAUAAUCACACAAUUCAUUAUAGAGAGUAAGCAUUUCUAAGGGAAGUGAAAUAAAAGUGAUUUCAUAUCAAAACGAUUCUAUAUUAAAUAACACUGCCAGAUUGGUAUUGAUUGAAACUCAAUAAUUGUGUAAACAAGGGAAAUCAAAGGAUUGCAUUGUUUUGUUUUGAGAAAUGUGCAUGUUUUAUUCCAUUUAAUUAAUACCCAACCACUUAAAAUUUCUUGAAGGUAAUGACUUCGUAAAUGUGAGCAUUGGGACACCCCUAAAUGAUAUGAUGAAGACAGCACAGCACCUAGUGAGGACCAGACUCCUGGCCUUUUAAUGGUGUGUGAUGGACUGAUUUGUAUUGUACAUUUAACAGAGCUUGCAGUUUAAAAUGGCUAUACAUUGUGUCAACGAUUCCCUUCCUACAGUGUGUAUCCAAAAUGUUAGAAUAUCUCUGUUUUAGGCACUUUUGGGCAGACAGCUACUAUAAGGCUGCUGUUUAUUUAAAGAAAAAGAUCAUUUAUGAAUUAAUGUAUUCAUAUGAAACAUAUG